Molecule: messenger RNA, 2196 nt
Organism: Symphalangus syndactylus (siamang)
Lineage: Eukaryota; Metazoa; Chordata; Mammalia; Primates; Hylobatidae
Source: RefSeq, a predicted model, not a curated record
GCUUCUGGGGAAGAAUCCGAAGAUGAUCUGUGGCUUCGAGGGGCGGGAGACGGGCGAGGUGGCCGCAGCGGGGGCGGGCGGCGGGACCGGGACGUGCAGGGGGAGGUCCGGGCAGCUGCGGGGAGCCCGGGACGACGGCUGUCCGGUGCGGGGUCCCUCCGGUUCCGCGGCGGCAGAGCCUCUAGGCCUCACGGCCGGACCCGAACCUCAGCGUUCCGGUGGCGGCGGCGGCCUCACGAUCCUCCCCCGCGGGCCCGUCCCAUCAAAUCGGCACCGACCCCGUUGCGGCUCCGCCGGUGGCUCCUCGCUCACAUUCCUGGCGGGCGGCGCCUCAGCUCGUUGCCCCGGACCCGGCGGCGGCGGCGGCGGCGACGACGUGGGGAGGGGGGGAAGGGAGGGACGAAGACUGGAUCUGCAGCGGCAGCAAGAGAAGGGGACAGGAGAAGGAGGAGGAGCCGCAGGAGCUGAAGCCGCCGCUGCCAGAGCCACCCUUCGCUACCCGCGGUGGGUCCCAGUCAAUGCCCCUUUCUCUCUCCUAUUGUCAAUAUCACCGGGCGGCUGAGUCCAUGGCACACGCGCAACCGAACCUUCUGGCCAGCAGCACCCGCCUCCGGCGCCCGCCCACUGGAGACUUCAAACGGGAAGCGAGGCCUCAUUGGCCAGUAUCCGCCUUCACUCCCCUGACAGCAUGUUCGGCUGAGACCUGAUCAGGGAUUGGCGGCAGGAGGGCGGAGAAACAGGAGGGUGGGAAGAGAGGAGGUCGAGGAUUGGGCCGAAGCGUGAGGGACCCGGAUGCUGCCGGGAUCUCGGGAGUUGCAGCCGCCGCUUCCGCCCGGCGGUGGGGCAGGCUGAAGUGAGAAGCCGCUGGGCCUGAGAGGAGCUCUUUAAUUCCGGGAGGUGUGCAACUAGCUGAUCAGCGGGCUUGCUUUCCGUGCUGUGCGGAGCCUUUGGGCGGCGGUCGUCUUGGACCGGAGGAGUCCAAGGGCAUGGGUCGGCUAAGGGUGGGGGAGCCCCCGAGACUUGAUCCCGCCCUGCAGCUAGUGUGGCCCCUCAGGGUUUGGGGAGUCCCACUCUGGACGCGACCCCGUGAUGCGUAGACAGAAAUAAGAUCCCCCGCCCGCGCCGGUGCGCCACUGCUUGUGUAAAUGGGUCCCUUGAAACCCCUAGCAGUCGCUCUCCGCUGAACCUUCUUCGAAUUCUCUCACCUCAUCUCCUUUUCCUUAAACGUCUGUUUUGAGUAUCAGACCCCUGUAGCGUUGAGGCCAGCGCUCGUUUAGUUAAUGCAGGUGGGAACGCUGUCGCCACAGUUUACAGUCUAUUCAUUCAGAAUAACCCGCCGGUCAGCCGGCUGCUCAGAGCUCGGAAAGACCCAGCUCCAAACUAGGAGUUUCGAGAUUUUGAUUGGCAAGUUGGACCCGAAAGAGUUAAUGGAGAAGACUACUUAAAUCUAUCUAGAACAAGUGAUGAGAUAUUUGGAGAUGUGUUUGCAUGCUUGGUGAAUGCAAACGGCCAAAUGGUACAUUUCCAGAUAAUAUUCUUGGAUUAAUGUAUUUGAAUGCACCCUACAUACAUUUUUUGAGGGGAAAAAAGGAAGAAAUUAUUAAUGCUAACUACAAACGUCAGAGUACCAGUUGCUCAAAACUUAGAAAAUGGGGGGGGGGGGGACAAAAAAAUUAACAUUCAUAUUUUCUCAACUCAGAGAUAACCACUUACAGUAUUUGCAUACUUCCUUUUAGUAUUUUUUCUUUUUAUGUUAAUAAUGUGUGUCGAUCUAUAGCCUAGUUUUUUUCCCUCAGCAUUAUAUCAUCUUUUCGAUACGGUUAGGGAAUAGAGCUAUAUAUAAAUAAAACUAUAUGUACCAUCUGUACAAGUGACAACGAAAAAUGCAUUUGCAUUUCUCCUGUUUGUGUUGUUAAACACUAGAGUUUUCAAAUUUUCUUUGCACACUCCCAGAAAUGGCUCUUGAGUGGAAAAAUAAUUUUGUGCCAUGAAAGAUAAAAAUAUUCCUGCUUUGAACUGAAAUGGAAAACGAAAAGAUGACUCUUAGAUGGAAGCAGGCUCCCCCUACUGACUCCAGAUGAUUGGCCACUGUAUGGCUAGUGCCCACUUUUGCCGUGAUAAAGUUCAUUACCACUAAGUAUUAACUAUAGAAUACCAGCAGUCUAGUUCCUACCCUCAAGAAACUUAAAUUUCCGU